Molecule: messenger RNA, 4502 nt
Organism: Pteropus alecto (black flying fox)
Lineage: Eukaryota; Metazoa; Chordata; Mammalia; Chiroptera; Pteropodidae
Gene: HCN4
Product: hyperpolarization activated cyclic nucleotide gated potassium channel 4
Exons: 13
Coding region: 1-3588 (1195 amino acids)
Biological process (GO): potassium ion transport; transmembrane transport
Cellular component (GO): membrane
Molecular function (GO): voltage-gated potassium channel activity
Source: RefSeq, a predicted model, not a curated record
AUGAUAAGGAUAGAAGACGGUGAUGAUGAUGAACUGUGUGAUGAUGGUCCUGGGGAGGAUGUGUUUGUUGGUGGUGAUGAUGUUGAUGGAGGACUGAAUCCUGAAGCAGUUAGCCUGGAAAAUGAGUCUCUGCCAGGGUCUGAGGAAGCCAGCCUCUGGAACCCUCAGCCAGACUUACCUCAGAGCCAACAUGGAUUGGGAACAGAAGAAAUGAUGGACAAGAGAGGGACAGAAGAGAUGUCCACCUCCUUCUCAGCAACCACUCUUGAGAAGUUAAAUGAGAAGUUAAAGGAAUCUCUCGGGUUCCUUUUCUGUACCUCAACUUCUCACGAGCUUGUCAUGCAUUCUUUCAUUGACAUCUCAUAUCAGGAACUGUCCUUCCUUCUCUUCCAGGCUAACCUCCUGUCUUCCGACAGGACGCCCCCGGGCCUGGCGGACGAGCCCGAGCGCCCCUGCGCCUCGGCGCAGCCCGCAGCCUCUCCGCCGCCGCCCCAGCAGUCGCCGCAGCCAGCCUCCGCCUCCUGCGAGCAGCCCUCGGUGGAUACCGCUAUCAAAGUGGAGGGAGGCGCGGCCGCCGGCGACCAGAUCCUCCCCGAGGCCGAGGUGCGCCUGGGUCAGGCCGGCUUCAUGCAGCGCCAGUUCGGGGCCAUGCUCCAGCCCGGGGUUAACAAAUUCUCGCUGAGGAUGUUUGGCAGCCAGAAAGCCGUGGAACGCGAGCAGGAGAGGGUUAAGUCGGCCGGGUUUUGGAUUAUUCACCCCUACAGCGACUUCAGAUUCUACUGGGACCUGACCAUGCUGCUGCUGAUGGUGGGGAACCUGAUUAUCAUCCCUGUGGGCAUCACUUUCUUCAAGGAUGAGAAUACCACACCCUGGAUCGUCUUCAAUGUGGUAUCAGACACCUUCUUCCUCAUCGACUUGGUUCUCAACUUUCGCACGGGGAUUGUGGUAGAGGACAAUACAGAAAUCAUCCUGGACCCACAGCGGAUUAAGAUGAAGUACCUCAAAAGCUGGUUCGUGGUGGAUUUCAUCUCCUCCAUCCCUGUGGACUACAUUUUCCUCAUUGUGGAGACACGCAUCGACUCGGAGGUCUACAAGACAGCUCGGGCCCUGCGCAUCGUCCGCUUCACCAAGAUCCUCAGCCUCCUGCGCCUCCUGCGACUCUCCCGCCUCAUUCGAUAUAUUCACCAGUGGGAAGAAAUCUUCCACAUGACCUAUGACCUGGCCAGCGCUGUAGUGCGCAUCGUGAAUCUCAUCGGUAUGAUGCUCCUGCUCUGCCACUGGGACGGCUGCCUGCAGUUCCUGGUCCCCAUGCUGCAGGACUUCCCUGACGACUGCUGGGUGUCCAUCAACAACAUGGUGAACAACUCCUGGGGAAAGCAGUAUUCCUACGCCCUGUUCAAGGCCAUGAGCCACAUGCUGUGCAUCGGGUACGGACGGCAGGCGCCUGUGGGCAUGUCCGACGUCUGGCUCACCAUGCUCAGCAUGAUCGUGGGCGCCACCUGCUACGCCAUGUUCAUCGGCCACGCCACCGCCCUCAUCCAGUCCCUGGACUCCUCCCGGCGCCAGUACCAGGAGAAGUACAAGCAGGUGGAGCAGUACAUGUCCUUCCACAAGCUCCCGCCAGACACCCGGCAGCGCAUCCACGACUACUACGAGCACCGCUACCAGGGGAAGAUGUUUGAUGAGGAGAGCAUCCUGGGCGAGCUGAGCGAGCCCCUGCGGGAGGAGAUCAUCAACUUUAACUGCCGGAAGCUGGUGGCCUCCAUGCCUCUGUUUGCCAACGCGGACCCCAACUUCGUGACGUCCAUGCUGACCAAGCUGCGCUUUGAGGUCUUCCAGCCAGGCGACUACAUCAUCCGCGAAGGCACCAUUGGGAAGAAGAUGUACUUCAUCCAGCACGGCGUGGUCAGCGUGCUCACCAAGGGCAACAAGGAGACCAAGCUGGCAGACGGCUCCUACUUUGGAGAGAUCUGCCUGCUGACGCGGGGCCGGCGCACAGCCAGUGUGAGGGCCGACACCUACUGCCGUCUGUACUCGCUGAGCGUGGACAACUUCAACGAGGUGCUGGAGGAGUACCCCAUGAUGCGGCGGGCCUUCGAGACCGUGGCGCUGGACCGCCUGGACCGCAUCGGCAAGAAGAACUCCAUCCUCCUCCACAAAGUCCAACAUGAUCUCAACUCGGGCGUCUUCAAUUACCAGGAGAACGAGAUCAUCCAGCAGAUUGUGCAGCAUGACCGUGAGAUGGCCCACUGUGCGCACCGCGUCCAGGCUGCCGCCUCUGCCACGCCGACACCCACACCGGUCAUCUGGACCCCGCUGAUACAGGCGCCGCUGCAGGCUGCUGCCGCCACCACCUCCGUGGCCAUAGCCCUCACCCACCACCCACGCCUGCCCGCUGCCAUCUUCCGCCCUCCCCCAGGCCCUGGGCUGGGCAGCCUCGGGGCGGGGCAGACGCCCAGGCACCUGAAGCGCCUGCAAUCCCUGAUCCCUUCUGCACUGGGCUCUGCCUCACCCGCCAGCAGCCCAUCCCAGGUGGACACGCCAUCUUCCUCCUCCUUCCACAUCCAACAGCUGGCUGGAUUCUCCGCCCCUGCAGGACUGAGCCCUCUUCUGCCUUCAUCCAGCUCUUCCCCACCGCCCAGGGUCUGUGGCUCCUCUCCAGCUCCUACGCCAUCCUCCAGCACGGCUGCCACCACCACAGCUGGGUUUGGCCACUUCCACAAGGCACUGGGAGGCUCCCUGUCCUCCUCCGACUCUCCCCUGCUCACCCCAUUGCAGCCAGGUGCCCGCUCCCCACAGGCCAACCAGCCACCUCCCCCGCUGCCGGGGGCCCGGGGAGGCCUGGGACUCCUGGAGCACUUCCUGCCGCCUCCACCCUCAUCCAGGUCCCCAUCGUCUAGCCCGGGGCAGCUGGGCCAGCCUCCCGGGGAGGUGUCCCCGGGUCUGGCUGCUGGCCUGUCAAGUACGCCAGAGACACCCCCACGGCAGCCUGAGCGGCCGUCCGUGGCAGGGGCCUCUGGGGGCGCUUCUCCUAUAGCCUUUACCCCCCGAGGAGGUCUCAGUCCUCCUGGCCACAGCCCAGGCCCCCCAAGAACUUUCCCAAGUGCCCCACCCCGGGCCUCUGGCUCCCAUGGUUCCUUGCUCCUGCCACCUAUAUCCAGCCCCCCGCCACCCCAGGUUCCACAACGCCGGGGUACGCCACCCCUCACCCCAGGCCGUCUCACCCAGGACCUCAAGCUCAUCUCAGCCUCUCAGCCGGCCCUACCCCAGGAUGGGGCGCAGACUCUGCACAGAGCCUCCCCACACUCCUCUGGGGAGUCCGUGGCUGCCUUCCAGCUGUUCCCCAGAGCCAGUGGUGGCAGCGGGGGCAGCGGUGGCCUUGGUCCGCCUGGGAGGCCCUAUGGUGCCAUCCCUGGCCAGCACGUCACUCUGCCUCGGAAGACAUCCUCAGGUUCUUUGCCACCCCCUCUUUCUUUGUUCGGGGCAAGAGCCGCCUCCUCUGGGGGUCCCCCUCUGACUGCUGUUCCCCAGAGGGAACCUGGGGCCAGGUCUGAGCCAGUGCGCUCUAAACUGCCGUCCAAUCUAUGAGCGGGGGCCCUCCCUCCCUCUUCUCUCUUCUUUUUCCUCCUUUCUUCCUUCAGGUUUAACUGUGAUUAGGAGAUAUACCAAUAUCAAUAAUAAUUAUCAUUAAAAAAAAACAAAAACAAAAAAAAAAACACCAGACAAAAGACAGCAGAAAAUAACCAGGUAUUCUUAGAGCUAUAGAUUUUUGGUCACUUGCUUUUAUAGACUAUUUUAAUACUCAGCACUAGAGGGAGGGAGGAGGGAGGGGAGCAGGCAAGGCCCAAAUGCAAAGCCAGAGGAAGGCAGGGCAUUGCUGGGGCUUGGCAGGGGUGGGGGGAGACCCAUGUUUGGGGUUCCUAGGGCAGAUCUGUCUUUGUAUUCGUUUUAGGGCACCAGCCACCACCAGCCCCUUAGCUGUGAACUUGGGACCCCUUUAUGCUGAGGGUCAUCUUGUUCCCUGGGCAAAGGGCUGCUCUUGGAUGUAUCCUGGGAAGCCUCGGUCACCCGGAUCCUUGGAACAAAAUGAGGCCAGGGACCUGAGAACCUUGCAUUUUUUUUUACUGCAAACAUAGCAAGAUAUGUAUAUGUAUAUGUAUGUAAGAUGUGUAUAUGUAUAGCUAUGUAGCGCUCUGUAGAGCUAUGUAGAUAGCAUUCACAUGUGUGCACACGUGUGUGCAAUCUAAUUUAACCCCGUGUUGCCAGGACACCCAGGUCACCUUACCUCCAGCAGCCCGCCUUGGCCCGAAGGCAGGGCACCACAUGGCCUAGGGGAAGUAUUCUUUCCAGUCCUCAAGGAAGAGGACCCCAGGAACUUUCGGCAGGCCCCCGCUCUCCCCAUUUCUGGUCUCCAGUCCAGUUCUAGCCCAGCCUCUCACCACUGGAAGCAGAAGACUCUGGGUUGUGCCUCUCCUUUCCUGUAGGUCCUCAAGCAUAUCCCG